Colius striatus (speckled mousebird) is the source of this 573-nucleotide messenger RNA. RefSeq names its product myosin light chain 1 (gene MYL1). Gene Ontology annotation, molecular function: calcium ion binding. Gene Ontology annotation, cellular component: contractile muscle fiber; myosin II complex. Lineage: Eukaryota; Metazoa; Chordata; Aves; Coliiformes; Coliidae. The record is from RefSeq and is a predicted model, not a curated record. Bases 1 to 573 code for a protein of 190 amino acids. The transcript has 6 exons.
AUGGCACCAAAGAAGGAUGUAAAGAAACCAGCAGCAGCUGCAGCACCAGCACCCGCGCCAGCACCAGCACCCGCCCCAGCUAAACCCAAAGAACCCGCAAUUGAUCUCAAGAGCAUCAAGAUCGAGUUCUCCAAGGAGCAACAGGAUGACUUCAAGGAGGCCUUCCUCCUCUUUGACAGGACUGGUGAUGCCAAGAUCACCCUGAGCCAGGUUGGUGAUAUUGUCCGGGCACUGGGGCAGAACCCUACAAAUGCCGAGAUCAACAAGAUCCUGGGCAACCCCAGCAAAGAGGAGAUGAAUGCCAAGAAAAUCACUUUUGAAGAGUUCUUGCCCAUGUUGCAAGCAGCUGCUAACAACAAGGAACAGGGUACCUAUGAAGACUUUGUUGAAGGUCUGCGUGUCUUUGACAAAGAAGGCAAUGGCACAGUCAUGGGGGCUGAACUCCGUCACGUACUGGCUACUCUGGGUGAGAAGAUGACAGAAGAGGAAGUAGACGAACUUAUGAAAGGUCAGGAAGAUUCCAAUGGCUGCAUCAACUAUGAGGCAUUUGUAAAGCACAUCUUAUCUGUUUAA